Messenger RNA from Daphnia carinata, 1229 nucleotides. RefSeq names its product glycoprotein 3-alpha-L-fucosyltransferase A-like. Gene Ontology annotation, cellular component: membrane. The record is from RefSeq and is a predicted model, not a curated record. Lineage: Eukaryota; Metazoa; Arthropoda; Branchiopoda; Diplostraca; Daphniidae. Gene Ontology annotation, molecular function: alpha-(1->3)-fucosyltransferase activity.
CGUGACGUAAAACUGUGCACGUUUCAGUACUUCCAAAGAUGGACGUUAUUUAACGUUAAAUGUUACAAAAGUGCUUACUUAUUAUCGACAUGUUUAGGGUUAGUGAUUUGGCUCUUCUAUCAACAAUCGUUGCUGUACCCAACCUCCAUGAAAAACGAAAUGCCUUCACGUAAUGAAAUAGAAAUUAAACAGCCGAUGCAAGAAUCGUUGUUGAUGAAGGAGACACGAGAGCGUUACGAAUUGAUGGACGAAUAUUUGCGUGAAAGCGUUAAACCAAGAAACCCACCGUUUAAGAAAAUAGUGCUCUGGAAUAGCGCUUACUAUCAGCCUGGGAAUGAUUUCCGCAUUGGACCUGGUCGUGACAAAUUACGUAAAGUAGGAUGCCCCGUGUGGCAAUGCGAACUAACCACCGAACGCUCUGACGUCCAUAACGCAGACGCCGUAGUCUUCCACUACGGCAACUGGACUACGCGGGAUUUACCGAAGCAAAGAUCAUCGCACCAAUUUUACAUUUUCUGGAAUAGAGAUACCCCUUCGUGGCGUACUUAUCUGCCUUUCAAGACUGCCCUAAUGGCGGAUUUCUUCAACUGGACAAUGACUUAUCGAUGGGAUUCGGACGUAGUGAUGCCUUACGGUUACUGGAGCAAGACGAAAAUGGCCGCUUGGUUGGUAUCCAAUUGCAACACAGUAAGCGGUAGAAAUGAGCUGGUCAAGGAGCUCCAAAAGUACGUGAACGUCGACGUGUAUGGCAAAUGUGGAAACAUGUCCUGUCCAAGGACCGAUGAAUUUUAUUGUAGAGAUCUCGCCACCAAAAAGUACAAGUUCUACAUGGCGCUGGAGAAUUCUUUGUGCUCCGACUACGUCACUGAAAAGUUUCUUAACACAUUACAUCACCAGGUAAUUCCAAUCGUUUACGGCCUGCACGGCCAUCACGAGAAGAUUGCUCCAAGGCAUUCGUUUAUCAACGCGGCUGAAUUUGAAAAUGUUAAACAACUGGCCGAUUACAUGAUGUUGCUCGAUAAAAACGAUACGUUGUACAAUCAAUACUUUUGGUGGAAACCGCAUUUUAAGAUACUAAACCGUGCAGAUCAUCAAAAUGUGGGCUAUUGUCACCUGUGUGCCGCCCUCCACAGCAGAACGCUGAUCCCACCGAAAGUGUAUCACAACGUGACCGAAUGGUGGGACGCGAAAGGGAAAUGCGUCUUUUCGCCAAAAAUACUUUGAGUAAA